This is a messenger RNA of Carlito syrichta (Philippine tarsier), 900 nucleotides long. It is a transcript of the gene RNASE1, whose product is annotated as ribonuclease A family member 1, pancreatic. The transcript is spliced from 2 exons. The record is from RefSeq and is a predicted model, not a curated record. The coding region runs from base 186 to 656 and encodes 156 amino acids. Gene Ontology annotation, molecular function: RNA nuclease activity; nucleic acid binding. Lineage: Eukaryota; Metazoa; Chordata; Mammalia; Primates; Tarsiidae.
CUUUUGAUGAGCCAUUUUAGCACUGGGUACAAAUGUAUUCUAGAGCAAAGAAAUCCCAGUGACGGUCAGGAUUUUAGGUCACUUUGCACGUCACCACCGAGAGAGGAGGAAGACCUCUCUUUCCUGAGUGGGAAUAAAAUACUCUUGGAGAAAGGCACAGGCUUUCCCAGAAAAGUGAGGCCACCAUGUUUCUGGAGAAGUCCCUUGUCCUGCUCCCGCUGCUUGUCCUGGUACUGCUGCUGCUGGACUGGAUUCAGCCCUCCCUGGGCAAGGAAUCCCGGGCCAUGAAGUUCCAGCGGCAGCACAUGGACUCCGGCAGUUCCCCCAGCAGCAACACUACCUACUGCAACGAAAUGAUGAGACGCCGGAAUUUGACACAGGGACGGUGCAAGCCGGUGAACACCUUUGUGCACGAGCCCCUGGAGGACGUCCAGGCCGUCUGCUUCCAGGGAAAUGUCAACUGCAAGAACGGGCAGACCAACUGCUACAGGAGCAGCUCCAGCAUGCACAUCACAGACUGCCGUCUGACAGGCAGCUCCAAGUACCCCAACUGUGCCUACCGGACCACCCGGAAGGAGAGACACAUCAUUGUGGCCUGUGAGGGGAACCCAUAUGUGCCAGUUCACUUUGAUGCUUCUGUGGAGGAUUCCACCUAAGGUCAGAGAAGCGAGAGCUCCCGCCCCACCUCGGCCCCUCAUCAUUUAACCACCUGCCUCUACCCUCUUAUUUCUUUGCUUGAAAGAAAUUACUUCAGUUAGGGUUCCUACUCAACACACAUGCUUUCCUCUCCUGAGUCUUACCCCUGUGUGGUUUCAGGGAUGAUUUGUGAGGUGGGCCCCAUGUUAACCCUUCCACUGCUUCUUUCAAUAAAACACAGUUGCAAACACCUGGUUCCUGAAA